Molecule: messenger RNA, 243 nt
Organism: Naegleria lovaniensis
Lineage: Eukaryota; Heterolobosea; Eutetramitea; Acrasida; Naegleriidae
Exons: 2
Coding region: 1-243 (80 amino acids)
Cellular component (GO): intracellular membrane-bounded organelle; membrane
Molecular function (GO): heme binding
Source: RefSeq, a predicted model, not a curated record
AUGUCCCAACAACAAUUGCCAGAAAUUUCGAUCGAGGACAUUCAAACUGAUUAUUGGCUUGUUAUCGAUUCAAAAAUUGUUGACUUCUCGGAAUUUAUAUGGAAACAUCCUGGAGGUCCAAGUUAUUUAAAAGAGUAUUUGCACAAAGAUGCCACAGAAAAAUUCCAUUAUUUCGGUCACAGUGAAAGAGCAAUGGAGAUGGUCAAUGAAAUGGCUAUUGGUGUAUUAAAGAAGGAUGCAUAA